GAUUUCUGCAUUCUUCCAUCAUUUACUCCUUGUCACACUCAAAAGACAGAUGGAGGUGUCUCCUGUGGUUUAAACGAAAAGAUUUUUCUUUACAUCGUCUGGGAUGAGCAAGAUGGACGGGAUCGGUUUUAUGCUGCUCUUUUUGUCAGCAUUAAACGCUGCCCUUUGCUUUAAUGUUGAUCCUGCUGCUUGGAAGUCCCUGAGCAAACCCGCUGCUGGUUUUGGGUACCAAGUGGUGCAACGGCAAUCAGAUUUACUCAUCAGCGCCCCACUUAAUCAGUUUUCAAGCACUGCUAGGGGACAGAUAUUCAAGUGCACCAAUGAGAGAUGCCGAAGUCUGACGAAUACAGUGCAAAACACUGAACAUGUCAACAUGUCCCUUGGUUUGGCGAUGGGAAGUGAUCCUGCUACACAGAAAACGUUGGCAUGUGGUCCGACCAUUCCUAAAGACUGCAAAAGUAUCACCAUGUACAACGGUUUGUGCUUUGAGAUUGACCAAAAUGACGCAUUUGGAAGAUCUUACCCAUCUUCAGUUCCAGAUUGUCCAACCCAGGCUGACAUUGCCUUCUUACUUGAUGGCUCUGGCAGUGUACAACCAGUAGAUUUUACCAAAAUGAAGACUUUUGUUGUAAAUCUAAUCGGUGCAUUGAGGGGAAAAGAUACUCAGUUUGCCAUUACCCAGUUUUCCAGCUAUACCAGUACUCAUUACUAUUUUAAUACAUUAAGUGAUUCAAACUGGAAGCAGCAAAUCAAUAACAUAAACCAAAUAAAUAGAGGAACUGCUACAGCUGCAGCCAUUAUGAAUGUUGUGAAUGAUGUCUUCUCGCCAUUCAAAGGGGCCAGGUCAAAUGUGAAAAAGAUUUUGAUUGUCAUCACAGAUGGAGAAUCUCAGGACCAAUACAAUUUACCAGAUGCAAUUCAAUUAGCUAACCAGAACAAUAUUGCACGAUUUGCAAUCGGGGUGGGAGCAGCAUUUUCAAGUCAAAGAGCAAAAGCGGAGUUGAAUAUGAUCGCAUCUCCUCCUUCUGAGAACUUUGUGUUUCAAGUGGAAAGUUUUGGUGCUCUUGACAAAAUACAGAAGAAUUUGCAGGACAAAAUAUUUUCCAUUGAAGGAUCUAAAGCCAGUGGAGAGUCACUAAAACUGGAGAUGUCUCAAGAGGGGUUCAGAGCUACUUUGACACCUGAAGGAGUUCAGAUGUCUAUUGUUGGUGCUAACCAGUGGAGAGGAGGCUACAGGAAAUACUCACUUCAGAAUGCUGCACUUACAGGUUCAUAUGAACCACAAUCUAUUGAGCCCAGCAGUUAUCUUGGUUAUUCCAUGGCAGUGGCUAAAACUCUAUUUGGCACUUUGACAAUUCUUGGCGCUCCACGAUACAAACACAGAGGACUUGUGAUCACUGUUUUAGAAGAAAAACCUCUAAAACAAAUUGACCCCUAUCAACAGCAGACUGGUGAAUAUUUUGGGGCAGAGGUUUGUGCUAUGGAUGUGAAUUCUGACAGCUACACUGAUCUGGUCCUCAUUUCUGCUCCGAUGCACAAGGACAACAAUAGACAUGGACGGGUUUAUGUGUGCACAUUAAGUUUUUUGAAUGUCGACUGCCUCUUCGAUUCUCCAUCACAACUAAUAAUACUGAGAGGGGAUCCAAUCCCCAAAGGAAGGUUUGGGUCUUCUCUUGCUGUUCUGCCGGAUCUGAAUGGAGAUGGCUUCAAUGAUCUGGUAGUUGGAGCUCCUCUGGAGAAUGAAGGCCAAGGUAGCAUCUACAUAUUCAAUGGAGAAGGAGGUGACGGGAUCAAUCCUACCUACUCACAGAGAAUUGCAGCCUCUGAAGUGAAGUCAGGACUAAAGUUCUUUGGUGUGUCCAUCAGUCCAUGGUCUUAUGAUCAGAGUGGUGACAGUCUGCCUGACUUAGCUGUAGGUUCAAAGGGGACAGUCGUCUUACUCAGAUCCAGACCCAUUGUGAUGGUGGAUGCUACUGUGUCAUUCGUUCCUAAUGAAAUCCCAACUCAAAACACAGACUGCUCAAAACCACUGAAAAAUACAGCGAGAAUCUGCUUUCUCAUGAGAAGUCUCUCUAAAGUUGAAACAGCUGAAGCACAGAUUAAUUACACUUUAACUCUGGAUGCGACUCGCAAAACUCCCAACAACCGAGCUUACAUCAAGCAGAAACAGAGAGACCAAACUCAAUCUGUUGUUGUUAAGCUAAAUCAACAAAAUUGCAACAAUGUGGAUUUCUUUAUUGAGUCCUGUCCAGAAGAUGCUCUCAAUCCACUUCAAAAUGAACUCAGAUUCAGCUUUCAUGGUUCUCCCUCAAGAACAAAGCUCAGGCCAAGUCUCUACCAGCAGGCUAAAACAACAACGCUUCAUCCUAUUGGGUUUGAGAUCAGCUGUGGUGUUGACAAUGUGUGUGAAGAUGACCUGAAAGUGGAUUUUGACUUCACCAGAUCCUCAGAGGUUAAAGUUGGCAUAGAUGAGCUUUUAAAUGUGACCGUCUCGGUGGACAACAGCGGGGAAAACUCUUACAACAACCACAUCAUUCUCACAUACCCAGUGGGACUCUCCUACAGGAAGUUUACAUCUCUACAAGGAAGAAUUGAGUGUAACUCCCUGGACAGUGAAGAUGGCGUUGCAAGAGGAAAGACAGACUGCAGUGUUGACAAACCUAUUUUCAAAAGUAACUCUAAGGCGAUCUUCAUUGUUUCCUAUGGGUUCAAUCCCACCAGAACACUUGACAGGAGGAUUUUUGUCACUGCAAAUGCUACAAGUGAUAAUAAGCAACACUUGAGUUCCAGUGUCCUCUACAAAAAGAAAGAGAUUGAUGUGAAAUAUAGCAUUUUCAUUACCAUUGAAAGCUCCCUCAGCUAUAACAAUUUCACUUUUGGAAGGAAUAAUCUGAAGAUGCCAUUCCAGCAAUUAAUAAAGGUCACUAAUAGUAUCAGAGCACUGAAUUUUACUGUGGUCAUCAGAGUUCCAAUAAAAGUCAGUGACAAAGACAUUUGGAUGGAUGUGGACAAACUGCAGCUUUCAGACUGUGAGAAAGACAAAGAUGAGGAACCUGUUGUUAAAGAUGUAGUUGCACAAAUAAAAGAAAAAAAAGUAGUGGACUGUUCUGUAGCGUGGUGCAGAGUGUUCAGAUGCAGCAGGUUCAUGGAAAGGAACGAAAAGACGACACACAACAUCUCUGCAAACCUCAGCUCUGGAUGGAUAGAGCAGAUUGGACUGCCAUCUGCCAAAUUUCUCCUGACCAGUACGGCCAGUUUAGAGUAUGACACAAACCAGUUCAUCUUCUUCUCAACAGCCUCUAAUAACACACCUCCUGUCCGCAAGAUUGAGGCAGAAGUAGAAGUGUUUCCUGAAGUUAAUUUCACUAAGGAGAUUGUUGGAGGAUCUCUGGGAGGGUUGGCUUUUCUGGCAGUGCUUACCGCCGGUCUGUAUAAGGCUGGCUUUUUUAAGAGCAAAUACAAGGAUAUGAUUGCUGACAAUGUCGAAGCAGAGGCUGAUAAAGGAACUGCUGGUGGUGAAACCAUAGAUGGAUAAAAUCAGAACUCACUUUCCCUUAAGCCCUUUCAUCUGUUCAGCUGACCACACGAUACAACAAACCAUCAUAUCUCACCAUUUUCUAUCAUUUAAUGCUUUUAUGGUGAAAUAAAGAAAAAACAACAGGUGUGUUUCAGAAACCACUCCCUCUGUCACUCAUCAUCGAUAAGAGAAAUUGGCCGUGGUGAGGGAGGAGCAGCGAUUAAAGCACUGCUAAAAAUGGGACUUUCCUGUCUAGGGAAGCUCCGGUGAUACCGAGUGAAUAUAUGGCUCACGUUAGGAGAUAUCUGAAAUAAAGUUCAAACUAUGUCAAUUUUUAGAAUAUAAGUAAGGGUUAGGCAUUAUUUAUGCUUAUGUUAAUUUAAAAUUUGGCAUUAGAUGCACCCCCCCCCCCCCCCCCCCCCAAAAGCAAAACCUUUUGUUUUAUUUCCUCGUUUGUUGUUUUAAGUUAACUCUGUUUCUAAGACUGUAUUUUCUAGUAGAGUAUUACAUUUUAUACAAUUUAAAAGAAAAAUAUCAAAAUUUUCAUGAAUACUGAAACAUCCUUACAAGACUACAGCAAACACACAAACACACACACACACAUUCGCAAAUGCACAUGUUUCUUGUCUAUUGUGAACAUCAUUGCAAAGUGUAAACAUGUAGUUUAUUGAAAAAAAAAUCCCAAUGUCCACAUGUAAAAAACUGACUUCUCUGUUUUUAUUUAAUUAUUUAAUGUCCAAUCCUGUAAAUAUCAGUGUGUGUUUUUUUUUUAUCUCAUAGAAAUACAGCCUCAGUGUAUAUGGUAAGACUGCACAUUUGUAUCCUCUCUUGCAAAGAAUAAUGCAAAACUGCUGAUGCUUAAAACAGCAUUUUUGGUCAUUAAGUGUGCUUAAAGAAAAGAAAGUAAUUGCUUCAAUAGUAAAAUUUAUAAAACUGAAUGAA
Molecule: messenger RNA, 4459 nt
Organism: Nothobranchius furzeri (turquoise killifish)
Lineage: Eukaryota; Metazoa; Chordata; Actinopteri; Cyprinodontiformes; Nothobranchiidae
Product: integrin alpha-M
Biological process (GO): cell-matrix adhesion; cell-cell adhesion; integrin-mediated signaling pathway
Cellular component (GO): integrin complex; external side of plasma membrane
Molecular function (GO): integrin binding
Source: RefSeq, a predicted model, not a curated record